CCGAUAUGAGUAUCACAUGUCACGACUGACGUCAUGACAGGACUGUUCGUUGAGUUUCCUCCUGUACAAGAACUGGCCACGACCAGCAGUGCUCAGCAACAAGAAGAAAGCCCUUAGCAUUUCAUCUCAAAUCACUGCCUGCAAACCAACGUCCUUGUUCAAUUAUGAUUUACUCGAAUAUCUUGAGAGCCAAUCGCUCACUUGCCUCCAUCCGCCAUGUCCGGUUCCCGAAAAGUCCCACUAUUACGAGCCACUUUAUACGUUCCCGUUCAACCACUCCUCUUCUAGCCCCUCACCAGCCAGAACCACUCGAGACUGGCGCUGUUGAAGACUUCGAAGUCGAUACCUCGCCAGAAGCGAUCGAGGAACGCAUGCGUGAAUUCAACGCAAAGUCCCACCUUCCUGUCGCUGAGGAAUCGCCGCACGAGACUGGUGUAAAUGAGAGUGCAACGAUCAGAAGGGAUAUCCUUGCGGAGGUGGAUCCUGAAAGAAUCCCAAAGGAAGGGAAUCAAGGAAUUAGAAAAGUGUCUUUCAAGCCGGCAGAUCCCACAGAGAGCGCCUAGUUGUAGCAGAUAAUUAAAGAGGAUAUUGGGAGAUACGGGGGACAUUGAGAUUAAAGCUGCUUGCUUCUUCAUCCUGGAUUUACAUUUCAUGUAGUUUUACAGAGUUAUUACGCUAUGCC
Messenger RNA from Spizellomyces punctatus DAOM BR117, 682 nucleotides. RefSeq lists its product as uncharacterized. The record is from RefSeq and is a predicted model, not a curated record. The transcript has a single exon. Bases 165 to 563 code for a protein of 132 amino acids. NCBI's taxonomy places the organism in Eukaryota, Fungi, Chytridiomycota, Chytridiomycetes, Spizellomycetales, Spizellomycetaceae.